Molecule: messenger RNA, 909 nt
Organism: Rhea pennata
Lineage: Eukaryota; Metazoa; Chordata; Aves; Rheiformes; Rheidae
Gene: ISX
Product: intestine specific homeobox
Exons: 5
Coding region: 1-909 (302 amino acids)
Biological process (GO): regulation of transcription by RNA polymerase II
Molecular function (GO): DNA-binding transcription factor activity, RNA polymerase II-specific; RNA polymerase II transcription regulatory region sequence-specific DNA binding
Source: RefSeq, a predicted model, not a curated record
AUGGUGAACCCUCAGGAGUGUGCCAGCCAGGGGAAACCCAGUCUGUCCUUUUCUAUUGAGGAGAUCUUAAAGAAGCCUUCUGCCAAGACCAGCCUAAACAGUGAAACCAGGAACAGAAGUAACUAUGCUGAAAGACCUCCUACCCUAAAAGCAGGAUCACCACUGGAUGUUGAUUCCAGGACUCAAUUAAACAGUGACUUACCUUCAGUCAAAACGUUUCACCCAGCCGUGUGCACUACACCCACAGCUAAGGCAAAGACAAUGCAGUCAGCUUACUGCAGGUGCCCUACUGAUUCCCUAGCUUCCCUCCUGGGUGAGGAUAGGGGAGGUGAACACCUAGAAGGCAAAAGAAAACAUGAGGAAGAUCAGCUAUAUGAUUUCCUGACAGACUAUCCACUUCAUGAUGAGAGGAAAGGGAAACGGAGAAUCCGGACAACAUUUACAGCUGAACAGCUCCAAGAACUGGAGAAGAUUUUCCAAGUGACUCACUACCCUGAUAUCCAUAUCCGAAAUCAGCUGGCAGCAAAGAUCAAUCUCCCAGAAGCCAGAGUGCAGAUCUGGUUCCAGAACCAGCGAGCAAAAUGGAGGAAAAAUGAAAAAUUUGGCAACUUUGGUGGCCUUCAGCAUCUGACAGAAGUUGAUUUCAUUCCUGCUCCCAAAGCAGAUACCACAGUUCCUAGCUUGGUGCCCAGAAAGCUCACUGCUACCAUCCCUGCUGUGGGAUACUACUCACCACUACAAGGGCAUCUGACAACAGCCUGGCUGCCCAGCAUGUUGUCCUUCGGACCCCAUCACUUGGAGCUGCUAUCCUUCCCCAAACCUUACUUGGUCUUCAACUACCAUCCUACUUACAGCACCUCGCUGCCCCACAGAUUGGAAUGGAGCAGUAUCUGUGCCAGCUCCACAUAG